AUGGUUUGCAUCAGGAAAGCAACGGUGGAUGACCUGCUGGCGAUGCAGGAAUGCAAUCUGUUCUGCCUACCGGAGAAUUACCAGAUGAAAUACUAUCUAUAUCACAUUCUCUCGUGGCCGCAGCUCCUCUACGUCGCCGAGGAUUACAACGGCAAGAUUGUCGGUUAUGUUCUGGCAAAGAUGGAGGAGGAAUCCACAGAGUGCCACGGCCACAUAACCUCACUCGCCGUCCUCAGGACUCACCGCAAGCUCGGCCUCGCCACUAAGCUCAUGACUGCCGCUCAGAACGCCAUGGAGCAGGUGUAUAGAGCUGAAUAUGUGUCUCUGCACGUCAGGAAAAGCAACAAAGCUGCAUUUAACUUGUACACUGGGACUUUAGGGUACAAGAUUCAUGAUGUGGAGGCAAAGUAUUAUGCAGAUGGAGAGGAUGCUUAUGAUAUGAGGAAGCAACUGAAUGGAAGGAAGCACUAUGGCCACCACCACCACCACCACCAUGGUGGCGGGUGUUGUGCUGCCGACCACAAAACAGAUGGAUCAGCCGAGUGA
This is a messenger RNA of Striga hermonthica, 546 nucleotides long. The record is from the annotation of a GenBank genome assembly. NCBI's taxonomy places the organism in Eukaryota, Viridiplantae, Streptophyta, Magnoliopsida, Lamiales, Orobanchaceae.